Messenger RNA from Daldinia decipiens, 693 nucleotides. RefSeq lists its product as uncharacterized. The record is from RefSeq and is a predicted model, not a curated record. NCBI's taxonomy places the organism in Eukaryota, Fungi, Ascomycota, Sordariomycetes, Xylariales, Hypoxylaceae. The transcript is spliced from 2 exons. The coding region runs from base 1 to 693 and encodes 230 amino acids.
AUGACCAUAUUCACCGGAACUAUCGUACUGGCCUCGAUAGGAACUGGCUUGUUCCUAUUCAUGAUUGUCGUCUACAUCUAUGGACACUGGCUGCGCCGGUGGUCAAAGUUUGCGCAGACAUUAGCUGAAGCUGAAGCCGAAGCCGAAGCGGAAAUUGGGCCAGAAAUCAAUGUCGAUGCCCCUAACUCAAAUCCCGGAAAUCCCAAUAGCAUCACCACCUGUAUCAACGGCGAAACCCCAAACGCGGAUCUCCUCAGCGUUGAUCGCAUAGUCCACUUCCUACCCCCUGAGAGCCUGCCCGGUAGCCGAGCCGGCUCGCGCUAUCCAUCUGCUGCUAACACCCCGACCACAACACGCCCCUCUAGUCUAGACGUAGAGCGUUUGGCGAUAAACCAGCUGCAUGUCUCUCAUUUAAGCCAGCACGGCCAGGCGAUGCCAGUGAGCGCGCCAGUCCGAAGCCCGAAUGUAUCUCCGGUCCCCGAGGCCGGAAGCAGUGACGAUAUCUCAAUGACUUGUAGCAACUGUAGCGGGCAGACCCUUGCAGGGACCUGCACUCAGUGCACACACAAGUCAAACCGUUCCCCAAACAGCGGGGGCGCCUCCCCAUCUACGUCGCUAAGAGAGGUCGAGAAUGCGGAAUUGACCACCGUCUCCGAGAAAAGAAGCACCGAUUCUCUGGAACUUGCCGAAUGA